Tachysurus fulvidraco (yellow catfish) is the source of this 5941-nucleotide messenger RNA. Its product is annotated as trichohyalin. The transcript is spliced from 38 exons. Bases 768 to 5276 code for a protein of 1502 amino acids. Gene Ontology annotation, biological process: spermatogenesis. The record is from RefSeq and is a predicted model, not a curated record. NCBI's taxonomy places the organism in Eukaryota, Metazoa, Chordata, Actinopteri, Siluriformes, Bagridae.
UUGACAAUCAAAUUUAACAAUACACUGACGGUGACGUUUACAGUUACCAAGACAACCGCUCACUUUAUUGCACGCGCCCUAUUUGCUGCCACUCCAACGCCGUUUCCAUCUGCUCUGCACGCGGCGCUUGCACGGUCACCAUGGCAAUCCUCGCGGUAUCCUCACAAAAGCACCGCCCAUUCCUUUUCUCGUUCUGUGAUUGGUUCUGACCGAACAGCGGCAGCGAGUUGAAACAUCCUAUUGGCUCGCUGCGCUGUCUCUCAGACUUUGACUAGGACAAGCGGCGGUACACACGGAUUGCGCGGAUACUUUAGAUUUGUUUACCGAUUUGAGAGUGAAGUGUGGUGUGAAGUGAAAUCCCACUUUCUGCUUUGGCUCGGAAGGGAAUUAAAUGUCGAAUAAAAUGAAGGUUGACAUCCAGAGAAGUGAAGCAGAGCGAGUUGUGAGCAGUUAAAGCAGUUUCCAAAUGUUUGGUGUGUGUAUAACUUGACUGAGGAACAGACUGCACACUUCUGUCUUCACGUUAAAGCAUGGAAAGCAUCCCUCAGUUUCCUGAUAAAUCAGUGCUAUUGCAGGAGAUGUAGUCAGCUGUUUGGAUCUGAGGCAGCAGGACACUACAAGUGCACGUAAUUGUGAAUAAUCACACUGAAAACAAAGAGCUGAUAUCCGUAUGGAAAUGACUGCCAGUCGCUGGAGACGCGUGAACCUCCUGACUCAUUUAUUGCACAGUUGAUCAUUUUGAGGAUAUCUUUAAGCACACUCAGAAGAUGGAGACGUGUCAAGACGACUUGCUGCAGCAGCUCAGAAAACUUUCCCUGUCAGAGCAAGAAGCAAAAAUGAAGGUGGAGGAACGUGAAGCUCAGAUACAGGAUCUCCAGGACACGAUCACAGAGCUCCAUAAGGAGAUAUCCCUGAAGGACCAGGACAAACUCAGGCAGCUUCAGCAGCUCGUCCAUCUUGAAACCAGGGUCAAGGAGCUCACGCAGGAGUUACAGAGCUCAACACAGACCAUCACUCAGCUCAGACACGAGGCCAGAGACAGAGCUGCGAGCACCGGUGUGUUACACAGAGAUAUGUCUGGCGAUCAUGCAGCAGAAAGAGGAUUAGAACUGUUGAAGAGUGAGUUGACACAUCGUGACUCGUGCAUCCGGAAGCUCCAGCGAGAUCUGCUCCUGUCUCAUCAGGCCCGCGAUUCCCAGAGUGCUCAGCUGGACGUCCAGGAGCAGAGGCUGUGGGAGCUGCAGAGGGAGCUGCUGGAGAAGCAGCAGGAGCUGCAGAGAGGACACAACCGCCUCCAGCAGCUCAGCACCGAGCUCCAGAGCACGACGAGGAACGCUCAAGAGCUGCAGGGUCAGCUGCGUGAGGCGAGAACACGUCUGGUCCAGGUGGAGGCUGAGAAGGAAGCUCUGCUGGGAUCUAAACGUCUGCACGCAUCCGAGGUGGAGAAGCUCAGUGCUGAACUGUGCUCCAUACAGAGAGGAAGUGAAGAAGAGCAGGAGACUGAGAGGAAGGUCAGGGAGCUUCGGGCAGAGCUGUCAGCCACCCGGGAGGCUCAGAAGAGAGCAGAUGAACAGAUCCAGCAGCUGCAGGAGGAGGUGUCCAGGCUGAAUCUGCAGCACCAAUGCGUCAAUCAGCAACUGCAGGAGCGCAGCCUGAAGCUGCAGAAUGUACAGAAGGCCCACACCGAGCUGCAGGUUCGACACAAUGAGUGCCAGAGAGAGCUGAGGCGCAUCAGAGAGGAGCUACACAACGCCACCCUGAGGGCAGAAGAGCAGCGUCUGAAAGAAGUCCAGAUUGAUGAGCUCCAGCGGGAGGUUGACAGGAUGCUGGCCUUGCUGGAGAAAGACAGAGAGGACCUCAGUCAGGACGAGGAGGUAGAAAGACUGAAGGACGAACAGCUGCGACUCCAGGACAAGCUUGAGGAGUGUGAGGACAGUGUAGUCGCUCUGAGCCUGGAGGCGGAGUCUCUCAGACAGAAACUGCGUACCCGUGAGCAGGAAGCAGCCGACCUUUGCUGGCAGCUCAUCGUAUCCCAGGAUGCACUGCAGCGGGUGACCGAUGAGCUCAGGAACUCUCAGAGAGAGGUCAGAGAAAGGAAGGCUGAGAGAGGAGGACAGGAGCAGAGAGAGAUGGAGCUGAAGACUGAACUGAACCAGCUACAGCACCAGUAUACCAGCUGCUACUCCCAGCUGGUGGAAGAAGAAGCUCUAGUGUCCAGUCUGAGGAUUGAGCUACAGCAGGCUGAAGGACAGAGAGAGACGCUGGUGUCUCAGCUGCAUGAGCAGGAACAUCAGCUCCAUCUGCUCACAGAGAAACAUCACGCAGCUCAGCAGAAGGUGACCCGCAGAGACGACGCCGUGCUGAAGUUAACCGCUGAACUUAGUGUUGCUCAGGAAGGUCUGUCCUCCACACACAACGAGCUUGCAGGCCAGGCUGAGGAGGUCACGACUUUGGAGGAGAAAGGGAGAAGAUUACAGAAGCUUCUAAACCAGAGAGAGGAGAAGCUCGAGGAGGAAAAACGACAAAAUGUUCAGCUGCGUUUAGAAAAAGAAAAUCUCCAAACGCAGUGUGAGAGCCAGCGGGAGGCGCUGCGAGAGCUCAGUGCCGAAGUACAGCGGUGGAAGCAGGAGGCGCAGGGCCAAGGGGAGAGCCGGGAGAAGGAGGUGCUGGAGCUGAGGAGUGAGCUGCAGGAGGAACAGAGUCGCCUCCGUGAGCACAGAGCCAAUCUGGAGCGUCUGCACAGAGAGCUGGAGGAGACGCAGAGACAGCAGAGAGACGCUGAGGACGAGGUUUCCCGUAAGGAAGCGGCUCUGCGCUCUCAGGAAUCAGAGCUGACUCGGCUGAGGGCCGAUCUACUCGCGACUCAGAGACGGGUGUCAGACUCGGAGGCCCGGCUGCAGCCACUCAGCGAGUCCGUACAGCUUUACAAGCACAAAUACCAGACAUGCAUGAGCAAGAUCUCAGAGCUUGAGAGGAUGCUGAAGAGCCACGAGGACGACCGGAGGCAAAGCAGAGCUCAGGUGGUAGAGCGGGAGGAGCAGGUGGUGCGUCUGCAGGCGGAGAUCGUGGCUCUACGAGGCGAUGUGGAGGCGCGCUGCGCUCAGCUGGAUAGCGGGGACGAGGCCCUGACCGCACUGAGCCGGCGGCUGAGAGACACGCAGAGGGAGCUGGAGAUAAGCCACGCCCACACACAGGAGUGUGAGAUGGUCAUCGACACACUCCGAGACAACGUGGCCACCCUGCGACAUCAGGUGGAAGAGAAGGAGGAGGCGGCACUGAAGCUCCAGUCUGACUUCUCUCUCUACAGAGCGACUCACAUACACUCAGACUCCGACUACCAGUCCCAAAUUUGUCGCAUCCGCGAACUGGAACAGGCCCAGGAGCACUCUGGAACCUGUCACUCAGAGCUGGAGAAGCUCAAAGAGGAAGCUCAGUCACAGAAGCAGCUCAGAGAUGGCAGCCUGGCAGAGGUGCGAAGGCUGCAGGAGUUGAUGAGGAAGCUCCAGGCUGAUGCUGUGUGUGAGGCUCAGAGCAGACAGGCUGACGUAGACAUGCUGGAGCUCAGAGUCACAGAACUGGAGGAACAACUAGAGGCAGCUCGUAGGCAGUGUGUACAGAAAGAGCAGGCCGUGCAGAAAAGAGACGCGCUCCUGAGGCAGUCUGAGGCAGACCUGGUCCAGGCACGGGAUAAGAUUCGAGGCAAAGUGGCGGAGGCAGAGAGGCACGUUGCCACCAUUCAGACUCUACAGGCAGACCUGCGGCAGGCCAAGAAAGAAAAGAGAGAGAGGGAGAACGAGUGCGGCAAGCUCCGAACACAGCUGCUGCAGAUCCGUGAUGAGCUGAAGGAAGUCCGGAGCAGCUGCAGAGACAGUGUGCAAGAACUGGCUCGUCAUGAGGAGAAGGUGCUGCUUCUGGAGGGCGGGCAUCAGCGGGCACAGGAGCAGCUGGCAGAGCGAGUAGCCGAGGUGGUCAGGGCUGAACAGACCCAGAGGAGGCUGCAUGCUGAGCUCAGUAGAGUCCAGCGGAGACUGGAAUCCAGCGAACAGGAGCUCCAAGACUGCAAGACUCAGCUGGAGCAGGUGAAGCUGGAGGUGGGCAGCAGCAGACAGGUUCUGCUCAGUGCCCAGCAGGAGGCUUUACGGCUGCAGCAGGAGAACCAGGAGCUCCAGGAGGAGCUGAGCAGCACCAAAGAGACCUUAACACACAUUCAGGAGCAGCUGAAGGAACGCUCGGUCACCGCGCAGGCUCUGCGUGUGGAGCUGGAACAGGAACAGACUCGGCAGCAAGAACAACUGGACUGGGUUCACAGGACACGUCAGAGAGAGAUCAGCCUGGAAACUGAGAGAAAUCAGCUCAAAACUGACCUGGAAACAGUCAGAAACCAGCUACAGGAGCAGUUGUGUGAGCUACACAGCACCACCCUCAGGCUGCAGGAGGAAGAGGCAGAUAAGCGUACACAGCUGCAGGAGAGAGACGCUCGCAUCGAGACCUUCGGCCAAGAGUUAUCUGAGCGUAGUCAGGAGGUGACACUCUUGCAGCAGCGUCUGCUCCAGCAGGAAGAGAGAAACACAGAGCUGAGUACAGAACUGCAACAGCUGCGCAGUCACAGCCACCUCAGUCAGGACGAGACUCGGGCGCUCGAGACGCGUCUGGUGGAGUUAAGCGGCCAGCUGGGACGCGCUCAGCUCUGGGGUCAGCAGCAGCUCAUCACCCUGGAGUCCAGAGAGGAGGAACUGGUGCUCCUGAAGGUGGAGGUGGCCUCCCUUAGAGAAAACUACCACUCUAAAGUAGCUCAGUUGGAAAGCUCACACGCUGAACUGGACUCUGUAGAACAGAAGUUCAGGGCGUCUGUGAGUGAGGUGGAGGUGUUGAGGCAGGCGUUGAGCGACGCCCGGACUGACAGCUCCCGUCUGCACAGAGAGAGCGAGCUGGUGGUCACCAACGUCAACCAGUGGGUCAAAGAGCAAAAGCAGGCCAACGAGAAGCUCGGCCUCAAAAUCAGGGACCAGAGCAAGAGGAUCAUCCACCUGACAGCUGAAAAGGAUCAUCUGCAGGAGAACGUGGAGAAGCUACAGGCCGAGAUCCGGAGGUUGAGGACGGAGGUCGAUGAGCAAAGGAUGAAGGCAGAGAGAUACAAGAUCAGGAAAGUUCAGUCAUCAGCACGAGAUGCCCGUGGCGGUGAGCAGAGAGACACCUGUGGCGGUGCGUCAGGGGCGGAGCUGAGGCGUGUGUGCAGAGCUACGUCCGGCUCCUGUUUCUCUGCUGAAGGGCACUAGAGAGAAGGACCCUACGUAGGGAACAUCGCUGAACGUAUCUCACUAUCUCAGGGAUUCUCUGUGACACUCAGACUCUCCUUUAAGAAGUCAUCCAGGAUGGAUGGAGAGAAUAUCGCAAUAGAACUGAUGGAGAAUCGGCUUUGUUUACACCUCUGUUUAUUUUAGAAACCUGUUCGACUUGAAUAAAAUCACGACACCGCGAUGGACGGCGUAGGGUAAAGGACGAGGCCCUGAAAACAGGAGCAGGUUUCAUAUUUCAGAGCGUCAGGUGCCGAGUGUCAGUGUGUGUUAAUCAUCCUGAAACGUGUUGUGCUCACAGGUAAGUGACGAUACAGCAGCCGUUAUUGAGGCUUCCCUGUGUUUGUUUGCUGCCGUGAUAUUUAAUGUCAUAUUUUUUUUUUGACAUUUCGGCAUUUGUCAUAAAUUUCUCUGAGGAUUUCAGAUGAAAACUUUUUAAACCUGCAGGGAUUUGAAACCUUUAGGAAAGGAUUCGAAAAACACUGUUUUUAACCUCUCAUCUUUUUUAUAAUGCAGCACUCUGUUUCUCUGAACAUCAAUCCAACUGUGUGUUUGUGUGUGUGUGUGUGUGUGUGUGUGUGUGUGUGUGUUUGAAUGUGAAUUUGUGUGUGUAUGUGUGUGUGUGCGCAUGUGUAUAUGUAUGUGUG